Molecule: messenger RNA, 855 nt
Organism: Achroia grisella
Lineage: Eukaryota; Metazoa; Arthropoda; Insecta; Lepidoptera; Pyralidae
Exons: 6
Coding region: 133-855 (240 amino acids)
Molecular function (GO): N-acetyltransferase activity
Source: RefSeq, a predicted model, not a curated record
UUGAAAACUAUUUUUUUUUUAUGCAUUAAAGAAAACAAAGAAUGUUUUUAAUAUAAAUUCUCCUACAAGUUUCAAUGUACAUGCACAUUAUAGAGUGCACAAAUGAGUAUUUAAAUACUAUUUUUCAAUAAAAUGUCUUGCGAGAUUAUUAUACGCCGGGCUCGUCCCGAAGAUUGGCUAGCACGUACCGAACUCGUAAAGAGCGUUAUGACCACUCAUCAGCGAGAUGCUUUCUUUUUGUUCUUUUUCCAAGAAUUAACGCUGCAGGCGAGUGUUCUGAGUGCCGCGGUGCUUUUCAUCUUCUGCGGUGUGUCGUUACGUGGAUUGUGCCUGGUGGUGCCCUCCGCGGCUAUCGCCGUCGGCCUCGCUGUUUUCUUUGCACACCUGACUCUUGCCACCAAGCAGGCACAGGACAUCAGGAAGGAGAUGGUGGGGUUUGUGGCAGAGCUUCGUGGGCCACUCCUUGCUGAACCACAAAAGCUCACAUCAUCUAUUGUAUUUGAACAAGAAUUACAAGGGACUUCUAACAAACUGGUUAAUACACAGGUUGUGGGCACUGUCUCGUUGUCCGAGUACAGGGGCGACGGCUGUAGCGGCUGGCUUCACGCACUCGCCGUUCAUCCUCAAUGGUGGCGGCGUGGCGUCGGGCGUGCGUUGGCACGGGCGAGCCGUACAUACGCAGCUGCGGAAGGGCUCCAAUCACUCGAAGCAAUUGCUAGCGAGCUCCAGCCUGCUGCGCUUGCAUUACUACGCGCCGCCGGAUGGGAAUCACGCGGCUGGUACCAUCGUAGACUGUGCGGCGCGGCACUGACAUUGCUGUUGUCACACUUCAGUAUGGAUCUUGCAUACGCAUAA